Entrophospora sp. SA101 is the source of this 1191-nucleotide messenger RNA. The record is from the annotation of a GenBank genome assembly. NCBI's taxonomy places the organism in Eukaryota, Fungi, Glomeromycota, Glomeromycetes, Entrophosporales, Entrophosporaceae.
AUGUCAAAACGCAAAGCUUCUGAAGAAUGGAACACAGUUAAUGAAACCAAAUCUCAAGCUGUCAUCAAAUUCUGGGAAGACAUUGAAAAAAGAAAGCUCGGGAACAAAUUAUUUUCUUUACACUUCAAUGGAUUUGCUGAACUGGUUAAAGAUCGACUCCAAGAUGUUCUGGUCGAAAAUAGAAAUGAUUCAAUCCCCAAAUCUAAAGAUGAUAAUCAAGAUGAAUUGUAUACAGAGGGCUUUAAUAGUGAUGAAGAACAAUCCGAAGAAGAAGAAUAUUUUGCAGACAUUAUCGACCUUGAUAAUGCAACAGAACAAAAGAGACCUCCAUUCUUUACAGUUGAAGAGUGGUUAAAAAUUAUUUCUGAAUCACAAUCACCAUCAAUAAAAUUGCCUAAAUCUGUUGAAGAACAAUUUGACUGCUAUUUGAAAGAAACGAAUAUCGAAAAAAUUCGUGAAUCAUUUGAGUCAUAUAAAAAAGUAACUUCGGAAGAAGAUAGAUACACUCGUAAAAACCGACCAGGAUAUUUUGCACAACGACCAGGCACCGAGUCAACAUUUCGUGUACGUUUUAUUGAACCCAUAAUUGAGCCUUUUAUUUUUAUAUUCAAAAAUAUGGAUAUAACUUGGGGUGAAAUUUCAAGCGUGCCCUCAGCAAACCGCCGAAAUUUACAUCUCGAAGAAGGCAAAAGACGUAGAAUUGGUUCAAAAGCUGAUGGUAUAGGAUCUCUCGUCAAUCUAGAUGAUAAAGAACUUCUUAUUUUUGAGCUAUCCGGAGCACCAUCCCGUCUUCCAAAGAGACAUGCAGAGGGAGAUAAAGUAAAACUUGAACGGUGCAUGAUUGACGUGCCCAAUGACCAUCUGGAAGAUUAUAAAAUGUGUGAUAUUGAGGUUGCUAAGAAACUCAGAGUAUUCGGUUUUCAAACUGAUGAAAAAUAUAAUUGCACUAUUUCAACUGCAUAUAUUGUUGGUCGUGGACUAUAUUGCAAAAAAACGUUUUUCCAGUUCUCAUUGCCAAGAAGAGUGUUAGACUUAUGCUAUUUGUAUGAUAUUAUUGAGGUCAUGCUUUCUUUUAGAAAUGAAUUAUCCAAUGUAUUGAAUGUUAUACAGAAACUCAAGAUUGCAAAAACUUACAAACUUCUUUCUGAUAACCCACUCAGUGGUUACAUGUUGCGGUUGCCACCCACAUGA